Messenger RNA from Patella vulgata (common limpet), 4617 nucleotides. RefSeq names its product serine/threonine-protein kinase H1 homolog. Lineage: Eukaryota; Metazoa; Mollusca; Gastropoda; Patellidae. Gene Ontology annotation, molecular function: protein kinase activity; ATP binding. The record is from RefSeq and is a predicted model, not a curated record. Gene Ontology annotation, biological process: protein phosphorylation. Bases 312 to 1610 code for a protein of 432 amino acids. The transcript has 2 exons.
UAUUUGUAGAUAUAUAUCCGCCUUACCAAAUAUCUCUGGGGAUGAUCGGGAUAAUGUUCAUAAUUUAUGCCAGAUACACGCUCUCAUAGCUCAAGUCCUUGAAAUAUCAAUAAAAUUACCACGCGCACGCCUCCUUACAGGUAUAUUGAUCGAGGAAUCAAGAACUACUUGCAGGCGCGGAGAAUAGCAGGUGCUCGGCGGUGAUGUUCUUUGAAGUCUGUAGAGAAAAGUAUGGUGGAACCCAUGUGGAACUAAAAUAACGGUAAACUUUCGUUCGGACCGCCUCUGUUCACUUAUUGGAGCCCCUUUCUAUGUGCAGGGGGGAUGAAGAGUUUUAUCAGUCAUUGUUUCGACACGCAAUGGGAUGCGUGAAUAGUAAGUUAGUACCCGAAGCGCCGCCGCCGAAUGCACAUUUGGUGGAAACAGUUUAUGGGCACCAAGAUGCUAAGAAUAAAGCAAACCGUACGUCAAAAAUCAAACAAACACAACUUCAGUCGAGAACCACCAGGGACCCAACAGUCACAAACGCUCCACCCGGACAGAGGACAAAUAAAAAGGUGAAAAAAUAUCGGGACAAAUUUGAUCCAAGAGUUACGGCAAAAUAUGACAUUAAGGCGCUAAUUGGAAGGGGUAGUUUUAGUCGAGUCGUACGGGUUGAAAAUAGAGUGACUAGACAACCUUACGCCAUUAAAAUGAUAGACAGGGUUCAAGGAAAAGAAGUUUUCGAAUCGGAACUCAAUGUUUUACGACGUGUUCGGCACAAAUAUAUUAUACAGUUAGUUGAAGUUUUUGAAACUCCCGGAAAAGUUUAUAUGGUAAUGGAACUAGCCACGGGAGGUGAACUUUUCGAUAGAAUAAUUGCCAAAGGAAGUUUUACAGAAAGAGAUGCCACAAGGGUAUUGAAUAUGGUGGUAGACGGUGUUCUUUAUUUACAUGGAUUGGGAAUUACUCACAGAGAUUUAAAACCGGAAAAUUUAUUAUAUUAUCAUCCAGGACAUGAUUCCAAAAUAAUGAUAACAGAUUUUGGAUUAAGUUCUAUCAUGAGAAAUGGGUCUGAAAAUUACAUGAUGACUACCUGUGGUACACCUGAAUAUAUUGCUCCAGAAAUUUUGGCUCGGAAACCUUAUGGGUGCCAAGUGGACUUAUGGGCUGUUGGAGUUAUAACAUAUAUUUUACUCAGUGGAACAAUGCCAUUCGAUGAUGACAAUCGAAGUAGACUUUACCGACUCAUCCUCAAAGCAAAAUUCAGUUAUAUUGGAGAGCAUUGGAAGGAUGUGUCCGAUUCAGCUAAAGAUUUUAUUGGAAAAUUAUUAGUGCUUGAACCUCAUAUGCGUAUAACGGCCAUCCAGUGUCAACAACAUCCUUGGCUUUUAACAAACGCAUCUGGAUCUAGCAAUAAAAAUCUUCACCGAACAAUUAGUCAAAAUCUCCUCCAACGGCAGUCAACCCGGAACAGUGCAAAAAGUGCAAAGUCGGGUAAAUCAGUUAAGAGUAAUCGUUCAAGGGGAUCGCUGCGCUCUGACCCUCACAGAGUUCUCCCGGAAGAAAUCGAUGAACUUCACAAAGAUCCAGAAGUUUUGGCUGAUAUAGCAUCUUUACAUCAAUACUAGGAUGGAAUUCUGUAGUUAAUCAGGUGUAUCUUUUACUUACAACACUUCUUUAUUAACAAUAAACUUUAAUUUACAGUAUGCAAUUAUCAAGGAUGGCACUAGAUUAUCAUAUUGAUCUUUGUACAGUGGUAAUUCUUACAGAUUUGUGUCUGAAAGGGUAAGGUACUGUGUUAGAAUGAGUUAUAUGUGAUCCAAGUAUGCUAUUUGUACAGAAUUCACUUUAUUUUUAUACACAUUUAAAUCCACAUUAACAUUUGAGCAAUGAAAAUAUAUGGUAUUAUCCAAAACAGGUCUAAUGAUGCUGGCAUUAUUAUAGAUAGUUGGUAUUCUGAAAUUUAGAAUAAAUUAUUAAACAUUCAAAUUUACUAAGUUCAUGCAAAAAAACAUUGAAUCUCAGAUUGUUUAUUGUCCUGGUGCAUUUCCUAUAAAUGGCAAGUGUUUAUGAAGUGUGGUUAAGUUAUUGCAAGACAUGGUAAAUAUGAUAAAAAUAUAUAUCUUGGUUGUCUCAAGAAAACAAAUUGAUAAUAUUUAUAUAUAUAUAUAUAUAUAUAUACAUGUAUAUAUAUAAUGUAUGUGUAAAAUGAUGUUUAUUUGUAAAUACCAUAAUUAUAUCUAAAUAUAUAUAUAUGUAAAUGAAGUUUUAUAUUGUCUAUUAUAAUAUACAUUAAUUUGCUUGUUUAAUUUGUAAAUAACUAUAAAUGCUCUAGUGCAACCAAAUUAUCUUGUAGUGCCAAGCAAUUAUAAUGUUCUUUUUUUUUCUAGAUACAUAUAUUUCUUGGUGAUACUAGGUAUACCAAUGUUAUUAAUGUUUUGUUAUGUUUUAUUAUAAUGUGAUAAUGAAUCAUUGUGCCGUCAUGAGAUGAAUCAUAAACGUCUGGGUUUACUCUGAUUAAAAUCGACUCAUUGCAAUGUUUAAUCAUGUAAAGGCAUUGAUUAGUUGAUUGAUUAGUGAGGUAAAUUAUUAAUGUACAUGAAUCACACUUUAAUUAGAAUAGAAUACAAGCCUUCUACUUUAUUUAGGCACAUAAAACAGUCAUCUGACCCCAACAGAUAAAUACAGAUAAGAUUAACAAACAAAUUACCUAGUGAACUUUAAAAUUGUGUUAUUUUACUUGAAUUAUACAAGAUUCUUAUCCAAAACAAAUCUUUUCUAUAUGUUUAAACUGCAUGUUAUUAUGUAUGCACAGUGAUUCACUAUGACUUGAUAUGUUUUGCAGUUUAUUCAAUUGAAUAUGUUAGCUAAAGCUAAUAGUGUUCAAAAUUGAAGAAAAUUAUUGUCAGUUUGGAUAAAAAGAUACUAGAUUCUACCUCAAAGGGGGUGAAGUUGAUAUAGCUUACAAUAUUAUUCAUUAGUCAUAUCAAUUAUAAGAUUUUUUUUUUUAAAUCACAUUGGAAAAUGUUAAUUGAAUUUAGACAUGUAUUACAAGGUUAAUAUCAAGUUGAAGCCGUCCUUAGGUACUUUGUUAUUUUUGCCAAUUGUUAUAUUAUUACACUGUGCCUAAGAGUUUUCAGGUCUUUCUGGAAAUUUUACACAAUGCAUUUUCCGUCCAUUAAAAUAAUUGAGUUGGAAGUAAAUAGCCUAGAUAGCAAUUCACAAAAAUCAAAACAGCUCUUCAUAGAAAUUCGAUGAAAAGUUAUUAACUAGGAGAAUUUCCAUGAAACUGUUUUAAUUAAUUUGUUAAUUUCAAGCACUUUAAAUUCUUGUGAAUCAUCAAAAAAUCAAUUUUAGUUUACUUUGAUGUAUAAUGUAUAUCAAAUUAUUAGUUUGUUCAGUUUGUUAUUGUAAAAUUAAAAAUUAGAUUAAUGGUUCAACUUAUUAUCGUAAAAUCCAGCCAUUGCAUAAGGGUUUUCACAAUUUUAAUCUUUCCGGCAAUUUAAUCUGUUCAAUUCUGAGUGGAUAGUCUAAGAUUUGGUACACUAGACAUGAGUUUUUACGUCUAUAUAUUGAUAAGUUGACAAAAUUAUUAGUAAUGGAACAUUGAUCUCUGAAACUUUGAAGCUUAUGAAAUAAUCUAUAACAGUAAUAUUCAGAGCAUAAGAAUAUAGUUCACGGUUUAUGUUAACAUUGCCUCUGGCAGUACAGUUGUUGUCAUUAAUUUCAUGAUGCAAUAGCAAUUAGUAUUCAAGAGGAAUUAAACCGUAACUUUUGUUUGAAUAAAAGAGGAUACAUUAUAUAUUUUGUAUUCAGAAAUAAAUUGGUAAGUAGAGUUCUAACAAUAACUGUCAACAGGUUAUCCCCAAAAUCUAAUUAUCUCAAAGGGUAAACUAUAUGAACAUCUCACUGGAUACACUGUGGUCAUCCAGAGACACACUUAAAAGGGCCUAAACUUAAGGGUUACUUUAAUUUAUGAUCUGUCCUAUUCCUAAAAUAGUUACAGCACAAUUUUAGGACCCUGUUGAUAUAAGUGAAAAGUAUAUUGAAUUGCACAUUUUAUCUUGAGCAUUAUGAAUAAGUGACUGAAAUUUGAGUAGAAUUUGUUUAUGGCCAUAUAUCAGAACUUUAUGACUCCUCGAAAAUAUUAAUUAUAAUUGAAAUAAUUAGUAAUAUAGUUAAAAGUAUUUUCUAAGGAAACAAACCGGACAUCGGUUUUUAAAUUUUUAAUGAUUUGAGUAGAUCCAUUAAUGUUAAACUAAAAACAAUAUUGAUUAUGAUCUGAAACAGAAUUUCUAUAUAUAUAUAUAUAUUUACACACAUUGCAGUGUAUUUAGGGCAACAAUAGCCCACAAUGAUAGAAUAGAAACCAUUACUUGAGAUUACUUUAUAGGUAUUAUGCUUACAAAACCAUUAAUGUCUUCAAUUGUGGCAAUUUAUUGAUUAAUGUAUUUGUUAAUUGUGAAUUUAUUUGUGGAGAAUUAAUUUCAUGUAGUGCAAUCAAAAUCUGAUAUUUGCUAUGUCCAAAUUUGUAAGAUGUGUUAAGUUUAAUAAAAAUUCAUUUAUCUGUAUAAAACUAGUCGGAUUUAUAGUAUUUAUAUAUAGAUAAAAUAAAAGACAGUUAUUUUAAUACUA